Dermacentor silvarum is the source of this 929-nucleotide messenger RNA. RefSeq lists its product as uncharacterized. The record is from RefSeq and is a predicted model, not a curated record. NCBI's taxonomy places the organism in Eukaryota, Metazoa, Arthropoda, Arachnida, Ixodida, Ixodidae. The coding region runs from base 51 to 653 and encodes 200 amino acids. The transcript is spliced from 5 exons.
GGAAACACGUUCAUGCCGAAACUGUUCCGAAGGUGUACAUUGACAUCACUAUGGCCACCAAGAUAAUUUUCUCGGUAGUAAUACUUGCCGUGUUGCUUGCAAGUGUGGUAUCGGCUGAAGAGGAAGUUUUCGACUUCAAGAACUUCGACAUAGCAAAGUUUCUCCAUACAAGCAAGGUAGUAUGGGUUUACAAUACGACAGAGCCGGGAACAGUGAGAUGCAGAAUGGACAACCACACUAAAGUGGAGAAAAAUUCAACUAUAUUUAGCAGACAGUUCGUCAACAACAGCAAGAAAACCAUAAACGAGCGGUUGGGCAAGUUUUUUAUCUACAACAGUGAACGUCCGCCAAAUGAUUCCAAGUACAAUGCAAUGACAAUAUAUGAGACCACAGGAAAGGAGGAAUACGGUGAAGAGAUACUCGAGUUCCAGAGCAGUGACAGUACGUGCGCUGUGGUUUUCGUGCUUGACUACACCAGUAUUGGAGAAUCCGCUGUCUGGUAUGAUCUUCGUAUGAGCGACUAUACCAUACACAGCGAGCCGCCAGAAGAUUGUGCCAAAAGAUUUGAUUAUAUUCUGCGCCAAACGAAGAAGCAAUCAUGGAGACAAAUAUAUGGUGCUGACUGUCGGAAUAUGCACACCACCUCUUCCUAAAGCCCGAUACCAACAUGUACAAGCGAUAGGAACCCAUGCACCGCCUAAAAGAUCUUCAUGACUCCUUAGGGGUUUAAAUUUACUAUCUCUAUGGGAAUAGUAUUCUGUUAUCGUAAAAUAUAUAUUACAACAAUCUCACUUGAUUCUGAAAUAUGAAAUAAAAAUAGGUAUGUCUUUGUAACUUAUUCAGCAAACACUUCCAUUUAUUUCUGUUUGAUGAGACCUGUUCGCAGUAUUGAUGUAUCUGAUUGCAGAGUGAAUAAAGAGCAUUGAUAG